This is a messenger RNA of Cryptosporidium muris RN66, 627 nucleotides long. RefSeq lists its product as uncharacterized. The coding region runs from base 1 to 627 and encodes 208 amino acids. The transcript has a single exon. The record is from RefSeq and is a predicted model, not a curated record. NCBI's taxonomy places the organism in Eukaryota, Apicomplexa, Conoidasida, Eucoccidiorida, Cryptosporidiidae.
AUGAAAGAAUCAAAAAGAUUGUCAUGUAAAUAUAUAUCUUUACAAACUAUAUGGAUUACAUGUUGUAUAUUAUGUAUUAUAUAUGGAUUAACUAAUAUUAUUAAGUAUUUUGUUGCACAACGUUUAGUAAUUGACUUUUUCAUAAUAUUUUCUGGUUUUAUUGGACUCUUAUCAGAAAUACAUUGUUUCCAAUUUUUUUCUUAUAUGCUAUUUUUUUAUACACCAAUUGGACGUGGUCUAUAUAUUAUUAUACAAGCAUGUUUAUUUCUUAAUAGUAAUUUAUUAUCUUUAAUUAGUUCUUCAGUUUUGAUUAGUUUGGGAAUACUUUAUAUGAUAUCAUCAGCAUUACUUGGAGGUGUUACAAAACCACUAUUAGAAAGUUCAUUAAAUAAUGAGCUUAAUUUAAAAGCAUCUAUUCAUUUCAUUUCAAAUAUAAAAAGUAAUUCUACAAUCAAUAAUAGUACUAGAGUUCACAAUUCUGAUAAUCAUAUUUAUACAUCUAACGAAGAUAAAGAUUCAAGUCAUUUACAUCACAAUUAUUAUCCCUAUCAUCCUCAUCAUUCUCAUCAUUCUCAUAAUUCCCAUCAUUCUAAAAAUUCUGAUCAUAAAAAGAUAAUUUCAACAUAA